Maudiozyma saulgeensis is the source of this 1101-nucleotide messenger RNA. Lineage: Eukaryota; Fungi; Ascomycota; Saccharomycetes; Saccharomycetales; Saccharomycetaceae. The record is from the annotation of a GenBank genome assembly.
AUGAAUAUCCCAGAUUCUCUAAAAUACUAUUUUAGUUUAUAUUGUUGUGAUUACGGUGGAACAAAUGAUUUAUUUAUAAAAGUUAAUGGUAACAGAUUUAAAAUAAUAAGGUUGUUGGCUGAAGGUGAUCUAACAUUCGUAUAUCUAUUGAAAUCCGUCGAGGAGACACUUUAUAGGAAUGGAAAUUAUUUUGCCCUAAAAAAAAUUACGUGUCCCUUUGGUGACAUUGAGAGUGUAUCUAAUGCACUCCAAGAAAUUGAUUGUUAUAAGAUAUUUCAAAACCCCCAUAUCGUUUCAUGCGUUGAUUCACAAAUUAUACAGGGGAAAGACGGUUCCAAAACGAUUUACAUUUUAUUACCUUAUUUUAAGUAUGGUUCAAUCCAAGAGACGAUUAAUAGGAACUUAUUAGAUGGUACUUAUAUUUCAGAACAAGAAUGUAUACGGUUAACUAUUGAUAUAUGUACGGGGUUAAUUUGUCUUCAUGAUCCCAAGAAAAGACCAUAUGAGGAUAUUGAAAGUAACUUUAAUUCAUCCACUGCGUUAAACACAACCGAAGAAACUGAGGGCCUUUUGACAGAUACACCAUUAGAUGCUUCCACUAUAUAUUCGCAUCGUGAUCAUGCGAUUUCAUAUUCGCACAAGAACCUUAAACCAUCUAAUAUUCUCAUUGCAGAUGAUCAUACACCAGUUAUUGGCGAUCUGAGUUCAUGUUCUAAGGCUACAGUCACUUUUGAUUCCGAAACUCAAUUAGAGACACUUAAGGAGUGGGUAUCAAGAAACUGCCAAAUAGAAUAUGCUGCCCCUGAGUUAUUGAAUCCUAAAAUGAACACCACAAUCGGCACAAAAGUUGACGUUUGGUCACUAGGGUGUACUUUAUAUAGUUUGAUGUUUGGCAUAUCACCAUUCGAGAGAGAAGAACAAAUAAACGGUACACCUAAACGGGCAGCGAUUCAAAAGGGACUAUUCUCUUUCCCACAACAAAGCAGAUACACGCAAGGUUUACUCGAGAUUGUUAAUCGAUGUAUUACAGUUGAUCCUGCAUCGAGAUAUUCUGCUAGGGAGUUACUAGAGCAGUUAACAAUAUUACAAGUGAGUAAAUAA